Molecule: messenger RNA, 1487 nt
Organism: Glycine soja
Lineage: Eukaryota; Viridiplantae; Streptophyta; Magnoliopsida; Fabales; Fabaceae
Product: zinc-finger homeodomain protein 10-like
Exons: 1
Coding region: 186-1076 (296 amino acids)
Biological process (GO): regulation of DNA-templated transcription; regulation of developmental process
Cellular component (GO): nucleus
Molecular function (GO): DNA-binding transcription factor activity; transcription cis-regulatory region binding
Source: RefSeq, a predicted model, not a curated record
UCUUCAAACUCUUAACUUUAGAUUCGUUUUUUUUUUUUCCUUUAUAUUUUUUUUAAAUUUUCUCAUAACACAAUUCAACACUUAAAGGAACACUUUGAACUUUUCAAAACUAUAACCCCUUCUCUCUUUCUUUGUUUUUUCCUGUUAUAUCAAAAAUCACUCUUGCAUUACACAAAGUCACAUACAUGGACCUAACCAAGGACACCAACACCCUUGACACAAAUUCUCAAACCCCACCACAACCCUUCACCACCAACGGCUCCCUCAAGCACCAUCACCAUCACCACCCCACCACCGUGUCACCGCCGCAACAGCCACCGUCUACGGCGGUUGCCUACAAAGAGUGCCUCAAAAACCAUGCAGCCAGCAUUGGUGGCCACGCGCUUGAUGGGUGCGGUGAGUUCAUGCCCUCCUCUUUCUCCAACCCCAACGAACCGCGCUCGCUAACGUGCGCCGCGUGUGGAUGCCACCGUAACUUCCACCGUCGCCGCGACACACCGGAAAAUCAUCACCGCUCCAACUCCAGGCCCAAUUUCUUAAGCUUCUACCACUCCCCGCCACCGUCUCGUCACGGGGCGGGCCCGAGCUCCAGCCCAAGCCCAAGCCCGAUGUCGAGCCCGAGCCCACCGCCAAUCUCUCAUCAUUUCCCACCUUCCUCCCACCAUUUCCAAGGCCCAAUACCAGCCCACGGGCUCUUGGGCCUUGGAAAUGAACAUCAUCAUCACAUGAGUUUUAAUUUUAACUCUUCUUCCCACUGGAAUCCAGAAAACUCGGGUGGGAAGAAGAGGCAUAGGACCAAGUUCAGCCAUGAACAGAAAGAAAAAAUGCACAAUUUCGCCGAGAAAUUGGGUUGGAGAAUGCAGAAAGGGGAUGAAGGAUUGGUGCAAGAUUUCUGCAAGGAGAUUGGCGUUUCAAGAGGGGUCUUCAAGGUGUGGAUGCACAACAACAAGAACACUUCUGGCAGGAAGAAAUCGUUGGAACCAGGUGAAAGAAUCAAUGGCACCGGUAGUGAUAGUACAGAUAAUAAUAAUAAUCAUCCUUACAACACAAACAGCACCAACGAUGACACCCACUGAAAUUAAUUAAGGUAGUUUUGUUUUUGUCUAUUUUCAUGUUUCUGAUUAUGGAUCAUCGUUAAUUGUCAUAAUCUUGAUCCGCUGAGAAACUUAGAAUUGGCAAUAUUGGAGCAAGUUAAAAAUUUCAAAAUCGGAUACUAGUUAGUGAUAGUUUUUGUUUAUUCAUAUUUCAAUAAUUUGUUUUCUUUUUUGGUUAAUAAUAUUUCAGCUUAUAGCUGGAGAGGAAUCUAGUUUUUUUUUAGUUGUUACUGUUAAUGCCAUUUGCUAUGACAGUUUGUUUUUGUUGAUAACCUCUGAAAUUAAUUAAUGUCAUUUCAUAAAUGUUUCACCCUCUUAUGAUGAUGGCUCUUAUUGCUGUCACGUUUAUCUCUUGAGAAGGACAGGUGCAAUUUAAUGAGUAGUUUUGUUGUA